UUCAAGUGUCUGUUUACAAACAAAGCGAUUAUGGCAGCCAAUCCGCCGGUUGGUAACUUUCGAGGACGGGGUAGUGCCGCAAACCGUCGUGGCCGGGGCCGUAGUUCCUGGCGACCGUAUUUCCGUCGUGGGAGAGGAGGCUGUGGCUCAGCACCAUACGAGAGGCCAGUUACCCUUCCCAUUCCCAAUGCCGGGUCCAGUUCUUCCCACGACCAGUCAACAUCAACUGUAUCCGUUUCCACGUCUCUCUGCCCGGUUACAGUCCAAGAGCCCCCGCAAUCAUUUUUCGUCGAGAAGUCCUCAACUCCUUACCCAGGGUGGCAGCUGUACUUCCCCAAGAAUAAGUACGACGCGACCUCGCCCAUCGUGCGGAAGGUGGAAGCGAUUCGCUCCCACUUCAGUCGGAAGUCGGAAUAUUACGAUUUGGCGAAGAUACGAAAGCAAUUCUGGUUUCCCCUUCACUUAUCGCACCUUACGAGUGACGAUGCAUUUUGCAAAAAGUGGCCAAACUUCCAGCAGGAUCUGGGAGAGAACCCAGACGAGACUCUAGCCUGCAUUGGACUUGCCAUGCACAGAAAUGUUUCAGAAGCUCCUGUUCAGCCUGGACCAAGCCAGUCGGUGAGUAACUCGCAGUUUCAAUUUAGCUCCAAUUCAUGUCUGCGAACUGUUCGGGCGAGAAUCCAUGGUUUCGGCCCUGCAGUAAACUUACGCGCCCUCAAGGUUAACAACUACGACCGACUCGUUUCUGUCCGCGGAACAGUCAUUCGUGCAGGGGCCACCCAAAUCCUCUGUACGUGGAUGGCCUUCGCCUGCCCAAAUUGUAACGCAGAACAGUCUAUUCGACAACCUGAGGGAGUAUUCACAGCUCCGAGUUCCUGCAAAGGGGGUUGCCGGACACGCAGUAACUUCACUGAACUCCUAUCGUCUCCUUACACUCGGACAGAACCCUUUCAAACCAUUCGCCUUCAGGAGUCAAUGCUUGGCGGUCAGUAUGACUCGGGAAGGGUACCCAGGAGUAUUGAAGCGGAACUUGCGGAGGAUCUCGUAGACUCCGUCUGUCCUGGUGACGAUAUCACACUAACUGGAAUCCUGAAAGUUCGCCCUCAGGAGGAAUUCCAAAGGAAAGGGCAGGCUAGUAUGUACAAAAUAUACAUCCGGGCGGUCUCCUUGUCCAACAAUAAAAACACGAUCUCCAACCGCAAGUCGGAGUUCACGGAAAAAGAUAUGGAGGCCAUUCAGUUGAUAAGCAAGGAACCCUCUCCAUUUCGCCUGCUCGUGAACUCCUUAUGCCCAACAAUAUACGGUCAUGAGAUGGUGAAAGCAGGCCUGAUUCUGGGUCUGUUUGGCGGUUGUGCGUUUCAACCGGGCAAGCGAACAGAGGCACAUGUACUAGUCGUUGGCGACCCAGGCGUAGGCAAGAGUCAAAUGCUGCAAGCGUGCGCAAAUGUAUCCCCAAGAGGCGUUUUCGUGUGCGGAAACGGCAGUUCCAGCGCUGGUCUUACAGUUACCGUGCGUCAGGAGAGAGGUGGAGGCUCUCUGGAAGCCGGGGCACUUGUACUCGCUGACCAAGGAGUUUGUUGCAUCGAUGAGUUCGAUAAAAUGUCAUCCAACCACCAGUCACUGCUUGAAGUGAUGGAACAGCAGACAGUGAGCGUCGCGAAGGCGGGUGUGCUUUGCUCCCUGCCAGCCCGAACUUGCGUUUUAGCAGCAGCUAAUCCUUCCGGGGGUCACUACGAUCGAUCUAAAACUGUCUCAGAGAACCUAAAAAUAAACCCUGCAUUGCUAUCGCGGUUUGACCUGGUUUUCAUACUUUUGGAUCGGCCCAACGCCCAUUUGGACAGUCUGUUGACUGCUCAUAUACAAGCUCUGCACUCCGGUACCAAAAACAGCCCAGGUGCGCCAAGUAAUAGCGGAAAUAGCUCAUUUUACGGAGCCAUGAACAGAACCCUCAAUACUUCCACAAGCUCGGAUAGCUCCUGCGAUAAACCGCUGCUGGAGAGAUUGCGAUUGGCACCGAAUGAAAAACUUGACCUUCUGCCUCAUGUUUUGUUUCAGAAAUAUAUCGCUUAUGCGAGGAAGAAUAUCUGCCCGAAACUCUCUACAGAAGCCGCACAUGAGUUGAAGAAAUUCUACUUAGAACUGAGAGCGGUUCGGCCGGGUUUAGACGCCAUUCCAGUCACGACCAGACAACUAGAGGCUCUGAUACGUCUCAAUCAAGCUCGAGCCCGUGCCGAACUAUCCACAACAGCAACUCACCGUCACGCUCUUGAUGUAUUGGAAAUUGUUCGUCAUAGUCUGGUGGAUGUGUUCAGCACCGAUGAGGGUGUACUGCAAGUCCAACGCAACAUCAACGGAUGUGGAAUGAGCCAAGCGAGCCAAGUGAAGAAGUUCCUUCGAUUUCUGCAAGUGCGAUCGAAUACGUCGAAUAAAACCGUUUUUGAGUUAGAAGAGUUGCAGGAGAUUGCAACACAAGCAGGAGUUGCUGGCGGUCUCACCAAUAUUCUGGAUUCGCUGAAUGUUCAGGGAUUUUUGCUGAAAAAAGGCCAGAGUAUAUAUAAAUUCAUAAAUGGAUGAAGCAUUAUGCUCAUUCAGGUAUCGAAUGUAACCUUGUUUACCAAUAA
Molecule: messenger RNA, 2621 nt
Organism: Hermetia illucens (black soldier fly)
Lineage: Eukaryota; Metazoa; Arthropoda; Insecta; Diptera; Stratiomyidae
Gene: rec
Product: DNA helicase MCM8
Exons: 4
Coding region: 31-2574 (847 amino acids)
Biological process (GO): DNA replication
Cellular component (GO): nucleus; MCM complex
Molecular function (GO): ATP hydrolysis activity; single-stranded DNA helicase activity; ATP binding
Source: RefSeq, a predicted model, not a curated record